AUGCAACUCUUCCUUGACAAGUUUGUGCAAGAAGUGAACAGCCCGAAACCAGUGACAUGGCUUUACCAGAACAGGGUCCAUACGUCUAGGCCUUUCGUGCUGUGUUCUGUGGAUGCGCCUGCAAGGGCAGCUGUGCUAAACAUGGUACCUUUCAACGGCUACUUUAGAUGCCCCUGGUGCCUUAUAAGGGGUGAGCAUGUGGAAGGGAGCAUGAGAUACGUCACGGAUGAGCCAGUUGAGGCACGGACUUCGGACCUCGUCAGGAGAGAUAUGAAGAUGGCACUUGAUUACAAAGAUGUCAUCAAUGGUGUGAAAGGACCAUCAGCUUUGAUGAACUUGAAAGGUUUGGAUCUCGUGAACGGUCAAAGUGUUGAGUACAUGCACUGUGUUCUUCAAGGUGUCACUAAACAACUGACUGAGGCGAUCCUGACUUCUACGAGCAGCAACCAGCGCUUCUAUGUUGGUGCGCCUUCAGUUGCUGCGAGGAUAGAGUCGCGGCUGCUUGCCACAAAGCCCCCACACUGCAUGACCAGGCUGCCGCGCCCGGUCAAAGAUCGUGGCCACUGGAAGGCAUCUGAGUGGAGGCAAUGGAUAUUGUUUUAUGCACUCCCUUGCCUUGAUGGUAUUCUGCAUCCUGAGUAUAGGAAGCACCUGUCUCGGCUCUCGGAAGGCAUCCACAUCCUUCUUCAGGAAGAAUUGGGCGCCCGUGACAUUGACAGAGCAGAGACCCUCCUGAGAAAUUUCGUUUGCCGCUGCAAGACAUUACACGACACAGCAUUCAUGACGUUCAAUGUCCAUGCCCUACAACACUUGGGAAACUGUGCUCGCUCACUUGGACCACUUUGGGCACAUUCGGCGUUUGUAUUUGAGGGGGGGAAUGGACACAUUGUGCGCCUCGUGUCAGCUGCAAACGGGCUGCCACGGCAGAUAACUGAACGACUCAUCAUGGCACAAAAGCUGAAUCAGCUGAUAGAAAGUCCCUUGUUAUCUAUUCAAGAAAGAGAGCUUUGCAAUGAGUUCAUUGGUGGGCUUGUGUACCACAGCAGUACCUUUGCCAACACAGCACUCAGCAUGUGA
Molecule: messenger RNA, 1077 nt
Organism: Dermacentor andersoni
Lineage: Eukaryota; Metazoa; Arthropoda; Arachnida; Ixodida; Ixodidae
Source: RefSeq, a predicted model, not a curated record